This is a messenger RNA of Equus caballus (horse), 3138 nucleotides long. RefSeq names its product aquaporin 7 (gene AQP7). Gene Ontology annotation, molecular function: water channel activity; urea transmembrane transporter activity; glycerol channel activity. Lineage: Eukaryota; Metazoa; Chordata; Mammalia; Perissodactyla; Equidae. The record is from RefSeq and is a predicted model, not a curated record. Gene Ontology annotation, cellular component: plasma membrane; basolateral plasma membrane. Gene Ontology annotation, biological process: glycerol transmembrane transport; water transport.
GUCUCCGUGGCGCCGCUGGCCGGAGCAGGGAUGCUAUUUUGGGCCAUGUGUCUGGUCUUGGCUCAAAUAGUCCAGGCCAAACCCCUGCCCCACUGACCUCUCUGCAGAGGAGCAGAGCAGAGUAGCGCGUGGACUGCCCCGAGGAGGCUGAGAGGAGGGCUCUAGACCAAGGACACAGGGGCAGUGGAGCCCUAGCUGGGAGUGUAGUUGGAGCCUGGGACAGUCAUGGAGGAACAGGACCAAGAUCGGCAGUAACUGAGAGGCCCCCGAGGCAGACGCUGGGAACCAGAAGGCACUUUAGCAGACAUCUAAAAAUCUCGAAGACAAAAUAUGAGUGAAGCAGACAGGAGGAGGCGGUCCACCCGCAAGUCCAAGACGAUCUCGACACCCAUGACAACAAGGAUACACGCCAUCCUGGAGAAGGAGAUGGUGCGAGAGUUCCUGGCCGAGUUCCUGAGCACGUAUGUCAUGAUGAUGUUUGGCCUUGGCUCCGUGGCCCACAUGGUUGUAGGAGAUAAAUUCGGGAGCUUCCUCGGUGUCAACUUGGGCUUUGGUUUCGGAGUCACCAUGGGCGUGCACGUGGCAGGGAACAUCUCCGGGGCCCACAUGAAUGCCGCCUUGACCUUCACCAACUGCGCGCUCGGCCGCAUGUCCUGGAAGAAGUUCCCCGUGUACGUGCUGGGUCAGUUCAUGGGUUCCUUCCUGGCUGCUGCCACCAUCUACUGUCUCUUCUACCAAGCCAUCAUGGACUACUCGGGUGGAUAUCUGACAGUGACCGGUCCCACAGCCACCGCUAACAUUUUUGCCACCUACCUUCCUGAUCACAUGACAUUGUGGAGGGGCUUCCUGGACGAGGUGUUAGUGACUGGGAUGCUCCAGCUGUGUCUCUUUGCCAUCACGGACAAGAGGAACAACCCAGCUCUGCAGGGGACACAGGCCCUGGUGAUCGGCAUCCUUGUUGUCGUCAUUGGAGUGUCCCUGGGCAUGAACACGGGAUAUGCCAUCAACCCAUCCCGGGACCUGCCUCCGCGCUUCUUCACCUUCCUGGCUGGCUGGGGCAUACAGGUCUUCAGGGCCAAGGACUGGUGGUGGGUGCCAGUGGUGGCGCCGCCUCUGGGUGCCUACUUAGGUGGCAUCAUCUACUUGGUCUUCAUUGGCUCCAGCAACCCAUGGGAGGCCCAGAUGUUGGAGAACCCCGGGGCGUAUGAAGACCGCAGGAUAUCCGUGUUGCCCAAGACCUCAUCUUACCCACCCAACUCCUCUUCCCUCACCCCUGUCUCUGUGUCCCCCACCAGCAGACCUUCAAUCCGGCCUGUCCCACCCUUAGGUGACUCUGUCAACCUAGAGCAAUUCUAAGUAAGAUGAUUUGUGACCCCUCCCCACCCCAAUAAAGCAAGCCUUGUCCCACAGCGGCACCCCCGCUUCCUGGGGGCCUCCUGUGGUUGGGCUUCUCUCCUGGAUGCUUCUGGGAGCUCCAGGGCUGUGCCCUGGCCCCGGGGCUGGAGCACCGAGCAGAGAGGCCUCCACCUCCUUCCAGCCCUGGGAGCUGGGGAGCCCCCUGGGGGAGGAUGGGGACGGGCCCACCCACAGCCCAGUAGGAACAAGAUGAGAUUAAAGGAUGCUGGACACAGAAGCAUGGACUUUUGAGCACAGGAUAGGGAGGGAGGUUCUGGGAAAAGGACAGCAGCUCGCUGGUGGGGGCUGAGCUCUGGGCAUGCCUUGAAAUGUCACAGAAUAGGACUCUGGACUGUCCCUCGGUUCUGGCCAGUCCCUGGACCAGACAGGGCAAGGCCCAAGCAUGUAGAUCAGCGUUUCUCAACCUAUUUUUCAUUCCUGAUCCCUCAGGAGCCUUUUAGAUGUUUUUUUCUUGAUCACAUGAUAUUUUAAUACCACUGAUAUAGUGUAUAUAUAUUUACGUACUGUACAUAUAUCUGUGCUUUAUACAAAAAAGAGUAAGAUUUUUUCAUCUCCCAAGAAUCAAUUUUCUCUCCCUUGGGGGCCAAAUCACCCCCCACCCUUGCAAAUGCCCAGUGUCGACUGAAGGCAGUGAGGGGCUGGACUCUUCUUCCUUCUCCCUGGUGCCAGAGUCUCCCACAUUAAGGAAUCUCAGAGUUAGAGAGGCUGCUGCAGAGAGGGGAGUCCUUCCCAAAGGUGCAGACAGAAAGGGGCUUCCCGGGGUUCAGGGGGACAGGCGCAGAGGUUGGUGGAGGUGGGGCAGCCAGGAUCCACCAACCCCGGGCCAGGCUGGAAACAUCCUGCAUCACCCAUGGCUCCUGUCACUGCGUGUGCGUUCAGCCUGUCAACAAUCAUUGGCACCUCCUGGGUGCAGGCCCUGUCUGGGCACUAGAGAUGCCACAUUGGAUGAGGCUGGGUCUCUGCCUUCGAGGAGCACAGUCUAACGGGGACAGGUCACCAUGAGGAGGGAGCUAAGCAAGGGAGAGAAGAGGGAUGCAUGGAGGCUGUGGGGCUCAGAGAGGGCUCACAGCCCAGCCUCGGGCCAAGGCCAGGGAUGGCUUCCCAGAGGAGGAGGCAGCAAAUGGGGGGAUGGUGGGGUGUCCUUUCUGGGGCUGGUUGCCACACUUUACAGUUUGAGGGGACAGAGGGCAGAGGAGAUGGGCUUUCCCUGGAGGUGGGGACAUGCUGAGAUUUAGAAAGCCCACCUGAGCGGCAGGUGCAGGAUGCUGGAAAAGGCAAAGAUUGGGGCCUGCAAGGGAGUGUGGGGAGAGGUAAUAAGCCGGGAGGAGCAGUGGGGCGCGAACAGGUCAGUGCUGUGUGUGUGGAGAGGAGUGAGGAUUCGCUGAACACGAGGGAGGUCACACUGCAGGACCUGGGCUCGGACUGGAGGAAGGAGCGGGUGAGGCUGUGCCAGGAGUCAGGGCUCAUUUCCAGGGUCCAGCUCUGGCCUGAGCAUUGGAGAUGUCCACAUUGAGAGCAGAGUCUGGGAGAGGAACUGGUUUGGAGAGGAAGAUGAUAAGUUAUAUUGUGGAUGUGCUGAUUCUGAGUAGUCUGUGGGACUCAGGGGGCAAGGGGUGUGUUGUCUUGGGUGUUACUCAACCUCUCUGGGCCUCGGUGUUCUCCCAUUACCUACCAUUUGUGUCUCUGCGAAUAUUCAAUGAAAUAAAACGUGUACAAUGCUGA